AUGCCACACACCAAAGAGAAUGGGGAAUUACUUAAAUCUCAUGUCAAUUACCAUCUGCCUCCACCCAAGGGCGAAAAAUACCCCGUUCAAUAUAUUCGUACGGUUGGCUUUCAUAGGGCAAAGUAUGACCGGCAGCUCGUUGAAAUUACCGACAAGCGGACUUGUGAGGAAGCCUUCAGUCUAGACACGCAUGGCUUCCAAUGGGUUCCUAGCACAAUCCAAGAAAAGGAGUGGAAGGAUGAGUAUCUGUUUGCUCUCCCCCCUCAAGUGCACAAGGAUGUUCAAGAUCUUUUGAUGCGACACACCGGUGCGACGUAUGUUCAUCCUUUGCCGCCUCAUGUUAUUCGACGGGACAGUCAUCAAAAGGUUCUUGAUAUUCAAGAUGACGUCCCAGACGAUGCAAUCUUGAACAUGGCGCCACCCGCUUUCUUUGUACACGUUGAUCAAUCAUAUGCCGGCGCCGAGAUCAUCAUCAACAGACAACCCGAAGCCGACAGCCUCCUGGCCAAAGCCAAACAUCACCGCUGGGGCAUCGUCAACGUGUGGCAGCCCCUCAAACCCGUGAACCGCGACCCCCUGGCCGUGUGCGACGCCCGGAGCGUCGACGAGUCGGACCUCGUCCCGGUCGUGACCCGGCUGGUCUACGCCGGCCAGAACAUUGACGACGAGCAGUGGCACGUCAAGGCAAACCCAAACCACAAAUGGUAUUACGCCAGCCGCAUGACGCCGGACGAGGUGCUGCUUAUUAAGUGCUUCGAUUCCAAGCUCGAUGGGAGGGCCAGGAGGACGCCUCACACUGCUGUCGAAACCCCCGAGGACUUUGGUCCGCCGAGGGAGAGUAUCGAAAUCAGAUGUCUUGUGUUUUGGGAGGGCGAGGAUUUGACCUAA
Molecule: messenger RNA, 888 nt
Organism: Pyricularia oryzae 70-15
Lineage: Eukaryota; Fungi; Ascomycota; Sordariomycetes; Magnaporthales; Pyriculariaceae
Exons: 3
Coding region: 1-888 (295 amino acids)
Molecular function (GO): oxidoreductase activity
Source: RefSeq, a predicted model, not a curated record